AAUUUCAGAAAGAAAAGAAAAAUUCCAAAAUAGGAAAAUGGACUCGGAUUUCAGCUGCCCUGAAAAUGGAAAUGGAACGGAUUACGCCAGCUCGGCAGACGAUUCCACUCUGACGCAGGUGUCGACGGGAUGUUUCCACGUCAGCCCGGCGACUCGCAAAGGCAAGCGACUUCAACUCCUGCAGAUGCUGUUGCUUCCGUUCAUACCCAUCAUGGCACUGGUGAUUCAAAACGCCAUGACGAUGACGGAUGCCAUCAAUGCGCAGAAGGCGGCCACCAUCAUCGAACACCAGAUCGAUCUGACGGUGGAGGUUGGCAAACUACUCACCGCUCUGCAACACGAACGCAGCGAGAUUGCUCAUUACAUAUUCACCAAGGGUAACAGUUUAGGACAGCAUAGCACAGAGGCGUCCACCGCCAGCAGGCUUUCCUCCCAUUCGGGAUUGUACAACAGAUCUAGCCUCUCGCACCGGUUCGCCGUCACCGACGAGGCCCUCCGCAACGUCAGCGCCAUCUUCGCCUUCAAGGCCGACUCGUGGAACAGCAUCUUCGGCAGCAAAGCCAAUUUCAUGGAACAUCUCAGUUUACUCGGCGUCAAACGAUUCGGAAUUAUUGACAUUGCGGAACGAGGUGAAGGCCAAAAGGAUAGCGCUGCCAUUCGGGAAAUCAAUUGGUAUAAUGUGGCCAACGAUCUGAUUCUAGACCAACUGUCAACAAGAAUUCGACAAACGUCAACGACCGGAGCUUGGAGAUUGCUGAUUGCCUUCAAAUUCGUCAUCCGCUCAAUCGAAAAUUUCAGCAUCGCCAUAGUCUACGGGCUUUACUACUUUGGCAAGGGCCACCUUUCGCUGGACAACUACGCCCGCUACGUCCGCUAUGACUCGUUGGCACAGGUGUAUUUAUCAUCGUGGCUAAAUAAAGAUUACCUCAACGCCACUCAGCAAUUCUCGUCGUCGUCGCAAAACACUUACGAGCUCUUUGUCGAUAAUUUCCCCUACUACGAAAAUCUGACGGCGAGGAGGCUCGAAGUCUACGCUAAUGUCGAGCGCACGCCGGACAAUGAGAUUGCGACGACGUACUACGAUUACAUGUCGCUGUACAUCGACUCUUUGCGAAUGCAUCAGGACAAAUUGCGCGACGAAAUCCUACUGUCGGUGGAGCAAGAGCUGGAAGAGGCCGGAACAUUGCAGACCGUCACCAUCUGCAUAUUGUCGCUGGUUCUGUUCAUUUCGCCGUUCAUCAUUUUCCUGGUCCGCAACGCCACGCAAACCAUUCAGACGUUCGCCAGCGGGUUGGUGUCCAAAACGACGGAAUUGAAGCGCGAGCGAAAGCGCUGCGAUCGAUUGUUAUGCCAAAUGCUGCCCAAGGCCGUCGUCCGUCAACUCAAACAGAGGAGACAGGUGCCGGCGGAAAGUUUCGAUUCGGUGACAAUCUACUUUAGCGAUAUCGUGGGAUUCACCGCCAUUUCUGCCUCCAGCACGCCCCUCGAGAUCAUCGCUUUCCUCAAUGCACUUUACAAGAUGUUUGAUUCCAAACUUGAGCGCUACGAUGUCUACAAGGUGGAGACGAUUGGCGACGCCUACAUGGUUGUCUCCGGCCUUCCUCAUCGCAACGGCUUGAAGCACGUCGGUGAAAUCGCCACAAUGUCGCUGGAUUUGAUUGCCGGCGUGAAAAAUUUCCACAUACCGCACCGACCCAACCAGUCGGUCAGCAUCCGAAUCGGCUUCAACACUGGACCCUGCGUGGCGGGAGUUGUCGGCACGAAAAUGCCGCGCUACUGCCUCUUCGGCGACACCAUUAACACGGCGUCGCGCAUGGAAUCGACCGGAGAAGCCAUGAAGAUUCACAUCAGCGCCAGCGCCAAAGAAGCGCUAGACGCCGUCGGUGGUUAUUACACGGAACUUCGCGGGAGCUUUGAAGUCAAGGGUAAAGGGAUGAUGGAUACAUACUGGCUGACGGGCAGAGAAGGUGGGCUGCCUCGCUUCCUGGAGGUGGACGUUCCCGGUUACAUGGACGAGCCGGAAUACCUCAAAGAAUUGUCCGAUUUGCCUUGAAGGCGCAGUAGUGAACGCAACUGAGCAGCUACUCUCGAACUGAUGAGCUGUAGCGAACGUGCUGCUGGACGGGAGAUGUCAUAACACGUAUAAUUAUAGCGAACAGGACCGCAAAAGAAUCAUUUAGUGUUUGUGCAUGAACCGGAUAAAGGUUUUGAUCGGUAGUUAUUAGUAUAACCAAGGAGCUACAGAGAGAAAGAGAGAAGCUAAAAACCCUAUAUAUUUAUCGAUUGUCUACAUAAGCCGCUGUAUGGUUCUAAUCGCCGUAUCCUUUUAUCAGCUCUGAAAGUUCGGUGAUGUAUUAGGUAGCUCGGGUUGUUGAUCUCUCUCCUAUCCGUUUGUUUGUUGAAAGAAAAGAUUUUCGGUCCAACUUUUCUUUUUUUCUUUAAAUGUCUUGUCAAAAUCCCAAAUGCCAACAUCCGUCCGCUCUAUCGUGAUUGAUGCUGCAACUGUUUCUCUCCGAAAAUAGUCCGCUGCUGCGUUUCCGUCCAAAAAUAAUGAAUUAUUAAUUUAUUAUCGCCCUAGACUUAUAUUCCUCGUCAAUUAUUUCGAUUUCGAUUUCACGAACAUUUCAUCGCUAACUCAACGGGUUUUUUGAAUAAGGGGAAACUUAGAUAUUCGGCAGUCACGCAACCGCGCGCGUGCAUGACGGGAUUCGAAUGUCACUCCUGGCUACGUUUUAACCCAUUACACAAGUCCCCGAACCCCAAGAGAGAGAACUGAGCACGAGGCUCCUGGAAAUAAAAUAAAAAAGAAAGCGCAUAAACGGGGGAGAAAAAAUGGCAGCAACAAAAGAGAAAGUUCUUUCUUAUCUUCAAUUUUUCAUUACGUAAACGUAAAGAUGGCUGGUGGUGUGCUCGUGAGCGUGAUUGUCGUCAGAGAUGAAUGCAUUAGUUUUCGGGUAUUAGUCCGCUUCCCGCGGUCGAUACUAUUUAAGCUUUCCGCCUAUAUAAUAAUGCUUUUGCUGGCGAUUAGGGCGAAUAUAUAAGCUUACGAGGCAUUCAUCCAUCUUUUAAACGCCAUUUUUGCAUUGUCUCUUUCCAAGAAAUUGGCUAUUCCUUUUUUUCUUUCCUGCUCCACUAAAUACGUUUUAUUUAGAAGGACUUUUAUACCCAGUUACCUUGUCACAAAAUGUCGUAGAGGAUAUUGUGAUACACAUGAAUUCUAUAUAGCCCCUGUCCUGCCCAUUCUGUAACUUAUCCAUUAGAUAGAACUGGAUCACCCUGCUGGAUUGCCAUUUAACUGCGUAGUGUGUUUAAUCGAUUUUGAUACUAUGCAUCUUACGUGCGAAACGCACCAACUCUGACGUCUACGCACCUUAAUACAAAAUGAAUUGAACCAA
Molecule: messenger RNA, 3395 nt
Organism: Daphnia pulicaria
Lineage: Eukaryota; Metazoa; Arthropoda; Branchiopoda; Diplostraca; Daphniidae
Exons: 23
Coding region: 38-2053 (671 amino acids)
Biological process (GO): cGMP biosynthetic process; intracellular signal transduction; receptor guanylyl cyclase signaling pathway
Molecular function (GO): peptide receptor activity; guanylate cyclase activity
Source: RefSeq, a predicted model, not a curated record